AUAUAGUUUAGACUUUGAAAUAUUGAGGUUAUGCAGGUUGAGGUUAUGUAGGUUUGUUUUGUUUUUUCUGACUCGUCAUCUCUGUUCUGUAUCUGUAUAAAAUAUCAGAAAAUAUCUUGUUUAUCUAAUUAAAUUGAGAAUAAAUUAAAUUUUUGAUUUAUUAUCACCGGUCCGGUAUCUUAUCAUAUUUUGUAUCACACUUGACGAAAACUCAUGAUUUUAUAUUAGUGUAUGGUUUUUCUUCAAAUAAUAUUAGUCAUACUUCAAAUAUGAGUUUUGAGGAGGUAUUAGAUAAAUUAGGAGAAAAUUCGAUAGAAACUUCUAAGGAAACAGUUAGAAUUUUGUUAAAGAUUGCUGAUAAUAUAUUAAAGCAACCGGAAAACGUCAAAAUUCGAACAUUACAGAAAUCAAAUCAUAUCAUAUCGAAAAAAGUGCUUCAAGUUAAUGGAGGCAGUCUAUGUUUAAGGCUUAUGGGCUUUGUUGAAAAUGGUACAUGUUUUACCCUUCCAAAUGUAGAUAAUUUAUCAUCAGUUCAAAGUACUAAAGAUGUCUUAUUAAUUUGGUUGGAAUCAGUUCAUUCCUCACCCCAGAAUGAGGAUGUAGAAGACAAGCUUAAUAGAAACAAAGAAAUAUCAUGUUUAACCAAUGUCUCUAGUAAAAAGAUUGAUAGUCAAAAUUCAGUAAAAAUCAAGCCGGUUGCACUGCCACCAUUAGUCCCAUUAUACAAGAAUCAUUUUCUUCAUAGUAUUGAAAGUCAUUUUCAUAAUGCUUUACAAUAUGAAAAUAAGGAUUUACAAAAUAGAGCUAAAAGUUUGAUUCCACUACAUACCCUUGAAGAAGGUGCACUGAGAAGAUUUAGAAUGCUUCAAAAAAGAAUUAAAAAGGACAAACUAAAUAAUAUUGAUAUAUCUAUACAAGAUAUGUUGAUAUUAGAACUUCUAGAAUGGUUUAAAGAAGAUUUUUUUACUUGGGUCAAUUCACCAGAGUGCGAGCACUGUGGUAGUGAAACAAAAUUUUCCCAUAUGUCCACUGAUAAAAAUCUAUUAGUAUAUACAAAUAGAGUUGAACUCCAUCGAUGUGUAUCAUGUCGCCAGUUUACACCAUUUCCUAGAUAUAAUGAUUUAAACAUUCUUUUGGAAACCAGAAGAGGCAGAUGUGGUGAAUGGGCAAAUACCUUUACUUUGCUGUGUCGCGCUUUAAAUUGGGAUGCUAGAUUUAUUAUGGAUGAGACUGAUCAUGUUUGGACAGAGGUAUAUUCAUUUGCUAGAAGAAAAUGGCUACACUGUGAUUCUUGUGAAAAUAUAUGUGAUAAACCUUUGAUAUAUGAGUCAGGUUGGAAGAAGAAAAUUUCUUAUGUUAUCGCGUAUUCGGGAGAAGAAGUUCAAGAUGUUACUUGGAGAUAUACUAGUCAUCAUAAAGAUAUUUUGAAAAAUCGAAAUAAAUGCACUGAACAGGAGUUAAUAGAGGCUUUAUUUAAACUAAGAGAAAUUAGACAAAAAGAUUUUUCGGAAGCCAGAAAGAAAUUUUUAAAUAAAAGAUUACUUGACGAAUUGGUGGAGUUCAUGACAGAACGGAAACCUGAUGAUGAAGAAAAUCAGGGUAGACAAUCUGGCGACUUAGACUGGCGCUUAUUACGUGGUGAAACCACAGAUAGUGAUGGAGAGCAUCAACAUGUUUGGUCCAUAAAUCCUGACGAUCCAAAUGAUAAAACUGUAACAAUUCAAUAUUCAUCUUCCAGUGAUGUAUAUCAAAUGUUAGUUAAUGGUAAAAAGUCAACUGAAAUGAAGCAUUGGAGUUCAGGAACAUUUAACCAUUCAAAUAUUUUAAUGAAAAAAGAAUUAGACUGGAAACAAGUUUAUUUAGCCAGGCAAGAGGGAGGAUCAGAGGGUACAAUUACUUGGAAGUUUCAAAUUCAGAGUGAAGAAAGGAGAUUGACUACAAUAGAAGUUAAUUUUCUGUUUAGUACAUUUGAAAACGGGAAUGUUAAUGUAAAAUUAGACAGUGGUGAUUUAUCUUUGGAAAUAACGAAAGAGGCAAAUGCGUUUAAAACAAGUGCAUUUGCUGGCAGUAGCAAUAUUAGUUUAACAGCAAGUCUGUCUGGAGGUAAAGGCGACACUUCUUGGCAACAUGCUCAACUAUUUCGCCAACCAUUGAAUGACGACAACUAUUCCUUUGUGAUAACUUUUAGUUUUGAAUAAAAGAAAAUAAUAGAAAUUAUGUGUAAAUGUUUAUGAUGUAUAUUUCUUUAUAAAACCUUUACUUUUAACUAAUCUAGGUGAUCUAUAUAAAUUUUAACAUAAUAUAAUGAUAAGAUAAAUUAUUUCUAUUAAUAUUUAUAAUUUUUAUUAGUCAAAUCUAUAAAUUAAAUGUUUUUAUAUCACCUAGAUAACGUAACAAAAAUUAGCGACAUAAAUUCAAAGUCAAUUUUGUAUCUGUUAUAUUUUAUUUUCUAGAAAAAAGUGUAUCUUUGUCAGCUUUAAACUGAUGUUAAAUAUGUUUUAUUAUAUAUUUGUUCAUUUUUUUGUAAAUAAAGGGUUAGGUAUAUUAGAU
Molecule: messenger RNA, 2550 nt
Organism: Sitophilus oryzae (rice weevil)
Lineage: Eukaryota; Metazoa; Arthropoda; Insecta; Coleoptera; Curculionidae
Product: peptide-N(4)-(N-acetyl-beta-glucosaminyl)asparagine amidase
Exons: 9
Coding region: 270-2198 (642 amino acids)
Biological process (GO): protein quality control for misfolded or incompletely synthesized proteins; protein deglycosylation; glycoprotein catabolic process
Cellular component (GO): nucleus; cytosol; cytoplasm
Molecular function (GO): peptide-N4-(N-acetyl-beta-glucosaminyl)asparagine amidase activity
Source: RefSeq, a predicted model, not a curated record